Molecule: messenger RNA, 309 nt
Organism: Marmota flaviventris (yellow-bellied marmot)
Lineage: Eukaryota; Metazoa; Chordata; Mammalia; Rodentia; Sciuridae
Source: RefSeq, a predicted model, not a curated record
AUGUGUCUGCGUGGUACGGAAGAUGAUCCUGCCCAAGUCUUCCCUGAAGGACCAAGAAAGCAUCACCCUUCAGAUGUCACAGCCAGGCAGUCUGCAAAUAAACGUAUUCGGAAUAUGAAAAGCCUAAGGAAAGAGAAGAAGAAGUUAGAAAAGAAGUUUGCAACGCCUGCUCCAAUUCCAGAACCAGGACUCAUAGUGUUCUUUAACAGCUGGCGUCCAACCGCAGGAGAUCCCACAAGUCCUCCCUGUCCACGGAGAGUUUGGGACAAGGAAAUUAGACAGAGACCCCUCAGGACUUCCAACAGAUAA